Molecule: messenger RNA, 565 nt
Organism: Phragmites australis (common reed)
Lineage: Eukaryota; Viridiplantae; Streptophyta; Magnoliopsida; Poales; Poaceae
Product: transcriptional corepressor LEUNIG-like
Exons: 5
Coding region: 92-565 (157 amino acids)
Molecular function (GO): protein binding; transcription corepressor activity
Source: RefSeq, a predicted model, not a curated record
GGCUCCAAAACCGCGCUGCGGUUGCUUCUCGCCGAAGCCAAAGGCCAGAGCCCAUCGUCCAUCCAGCAGAGCAGGUCGGUGAACUCUCAUCAUGGAGAGGAGGGUAUCUCCACCUGACACUACAGAGCUGGAUGUGUACAUUUAUGACUAUCUGAUCAGCCGCAAUCUGAUCACGACCGCCCAAGCCUUUGUGGAGGAGACUCAAGCGAGGCCAUUUGCGACUGAUCUUCAAAAACUUGAUGUCCCUAAAGGACUUCUCUCUGAUUGGUGGUCUAUAUUUUGGGCACACUUCAGUUCAAGUCCAGGUGAUCUGGCAUACCCAGAAGGGCAUUCACUGGAGCAAAAAUCAUUGGAGGUGGGCGACCAUUUCAGUCAAGAAGAGGAGCAAAUGCAGCAAAGAGCUGCAACUCUUGCCAAUUCAAGUUGGUCAAACAAUGUCGUAUUCGACCGUAGAAUGCACUAUGAUCCUGUUGCUGAUUCAGCUCACAUGCAUUCUCAACAAUCCCACCAACUCCCUGGUAUUGGCAAGAUGGACAUACCUAAUUUAACUGUCCACAAGCGGUGA